Coccinella septempunctata (seven-spotted ladybird) is the source of this 953-nucleotide messenger RNA. RefSeq names its product methyltransferase N6AMT1 (gene HemK2). The record is from RefSeq and is a predicted model, not a curated record. The transcript has a single exon. Gene Ontology annotation, molecular function: S-adenosylmethionine-dependent methyltransferase activity; protein methyltransferase activity; nucleic acid binding. The coding region runs from base 1 to 624 and encodes 207 amino acids. Gene Ontology annotation, cellular component: eRF1 methyltransferase complex. Lineage: Eukaryota; Metazoa; Arthropoda; Insecta; Coleoptera; Coccinellidae. Gene Ontology annotation, biological process: methylation.
AUGGAAUUAAGCACUGCUAAGUAUGAUCUCAAGCAUUAUGCAAAUGUUUAUGAACCAAGGGAAGAUUCUUUUCUUUUAUUAGAUGCAUUAGAGCUACAAAUUUCAUUUUUAAAGACUUUCAAACCUUUGUUGACACUUGAGGUUGGUUCGGGAAGUGGGGUUGUUGUUACUUCAUUGGCUUCUGUUAUUAAAGAUAGUGCAUACUUUGCUGUUGAUAUCAAUAAUGAAGCAUGCAUGGCCACAAAAAAUACUGCUAGACUCAAUGGUUGUAACAUUGAAGUCCUGAAUUCAAACCUAAUUGAUGGAUUUAAAAGUUGCCUAUUUGAUUUGGUAUUAUUCAAUCCUCCUUAUGUUAUAACUGAUUCAGACGAGUAUGAUAGGGACAUAAUAAAUAAGGCAUGGGCUGGUGGACUUAUGGGUAGGGAAAUAAUUGAUAAAUUUAUUGAAAGACUUCCGAAAAUACUUUCGAAAAGAGGUUUAUGUUAUCUUUUGUUAUUAAAGGAAAAUAAUGUUCAUGAAAUAGGAACCAAAUUGAGUGGAUUAAAUUUCAUGAGCCAAAUCAUCUUGGAAAGAAAAAUAAUUGGUGAGAACUUACUGGUCAUGAAAAUUUUCAGGGAAGGUUGAGUCUGUUACCAUUGAUUCUCUGUGAGAAUUUUUAUUUUCAUUUAGUGUCCCACCAGGAGUGCCCAUUAGAAUGGCACUACCCUGUAUGCUAAGUUGAAAAAAUGAAUUUGUUUAUAUCCAAUGUAGUCAAAAAAAUGUUAAUGAACCUUCCCAGAUUGCCAAAUGUGCAUUUUUCAAUGAGAAUUUCCAUCUUUGUAUUUGCUAAAGUUGAUAUUUUCUUGUUUUUCUUGUUUAGAUUGAAAAUGUCAGGUAAAUUAAAAUUUAAUAGGAAAUUUGGUAAAAAAUAGUUUUCUGAAUGAUUAAAAUAACAAUAAACUUGUGUUACUCUC